Molecule: messenger RNA, 294 nt
Organism: Medioppia subpectinata
Lineage: Eukaryota; Metazoa; Arthropoda; Arachnida; Sarcoptiformes; Oppiidae
Source: the annotation of a GenBank genome assembly
AUGUCACAUUCACUUCUGGAGUAUAGGUUUGGCGAACUCUUGGGCAGAGGAACCUAUGGAACCGUUUACAAGGGCUUCAAAAAGGGAUCAAAACCAGAGGAAACAGUUGCCAUAAAAUGUGUGCAAAAGAACUCACUGUCGAAGGAAUCAAUUGAUGGCAUCGUUAAUGAGAUUUCCAUCACUAAGAGAGUGAAGAAUCAGUUCAUCGUUGAACUCAAAGACUUUAAAUGGAUUGAAAGCCAUAUAUAUUUAAUCUUCGAGUUCUGCUGCGGAGGAGAUUUGGCUCAAUACUAG